Chrysoperla carnea is the source of this 1656-nucleotide messenger RNA. RefSeq names its product Krueppel-like factor 3. Gene Ontology annotation, biological process: regulation of transcription by RNA polymerase II. The transcript is spliced from 7 exons. The coding region runs from base 1 to 1380 and encodes 459 amino acids. Gene Ontology annotation, molecular function: RNA polymerase II cis-regulatory region sequence-specific DNA binding; DNA-binding transcription factor activity, RNA polymerase II-specific. The record is from RefSeq and is a predicted model, not a curated record. Lineage: Eukaryota; Metazoa; Arthropoda; Insecta; Neuroptera; Chrysopidae.
AUGGCAAAUACCAUAACCAUAACAAUUAUGGCAAAUACCAGUUCCCUUACCGUGGAACAAGGACUCGGAAUGGAGGAUCUAUAUCACGGCGAUCCACUCAAUGAGAUGAGCUUCAACAAGAAUCAAGCUGAUGGUCCUCCCGUCCAAGUUGAACCAGUAGAUUUGAGUAUAAAACAUCCAACGUCUGGUUCAGCAGCACGCCCAAUAUGUUUACGUAUACUUCCUGCCCAUCUAUUCAAUAACAAUAACAAUAAUAAUAAUAAUAACAAUAAUUGUAUAAAAAAUCCUCAUCGAACAAUAACAACACAAUCCCUACAAUCCUUGUCAACCAUAUCACCCCAUUCCCCAUAUUCGUCCAUACAUAGAGAUGGUAGCCCUUUAAAUAAUAGUAAUUUACAUUCAACGCCACCACCAAUAAGUCAUCAUCCCGUACGUAGUAAUACCUUACCACCCACGCUACAUUCUUCACAACGUUCCUUAACGUCCGCUUCACAACAUCGACACCAUCAUCCACAUGCUCAUCAUUCACAUCGGUCUCAAAAUGUGUCCAGUAAUUACCAUCCUAACAUUAAAGUCGAAUCUCCUUCCACAUCACCAACCGGUAUACGAUAUGCGCAUACAGGCAAUUUACCUACAUCAACGCCACCAGUUGUGUUACAAGUGCCAAGAUUUUCACCAAAUCAACGAAAAUCAACAAACGAUGCAGUGCCUUUUUUAUCGCAUCGUAGAAGAGAACUUCCGUCCCCAACAUCAUUGUCAACUAGCACAUUAUUUGCCUUACAGCGAAUUAAAGACCCGUCUUUAGUAUUUCAUAAAAGACCAACGUCCGCACAUCAUCAUAUACCAACCUCACCAUUAAGUAACGAUUCACCACCGAUUUUAUCGCCAUUACAACGUCAUCCUAAUUUAUCGUUACCAUCACCAUCGGCAUCACCAAUAUCGUCUGGUAUCACUUGUACAAUACAAUCAGAUAAUAAAGAUACAAUAUUACCACAUAUAUCGAACAAUAACAAUACAACGUCUAUUGGACGAACUUUUUCAUCUGGUGCAACAACAUUGACAACAACGUCAACCACUUCAUCAUCAGUGACACCAACACCUGUUGAAACAUUGCGUCGUCGAAAAGUACAUCGAUGUGAUGUCGAUGGUUGUCAUAAAGUGUACACAAAGAGUUCCCAUCUGAAAGCGCAUAAAAGAACUCAUACUGGUGAGAAACCAUAUCAGUGUACAUGGGAAGGAUGUACUUGGAAAUUUGCACGAUCCGAUGAAUUGACUCGUCACUUUCGUAAACACACUGGUCAGAAACCGUUCCAAUGUCAAAUGUGCCAGAGAUCAUUCAGUCGAAGUGAUCAUUUAUCACUUCAUAUGAAACGUCAUUAAUAUAAAUUUUUUUUAUACUAACUAAAAAACAUAUCGAAAUAGUUGCUCAUUGUUCGAAUCGAAAUUUUUAAUUCUUUGAAAUAUACCUACCUUGUCCAACAAUAUACGCUCAAUAAAUUAGGUUUUCCAAUGUGGGGAGCACUAAUAACUGGGCAUUUUGUAAUAAUAAAUAAAGCAAUAUUAGCUCGACCCGCGCGGAACUCAGCAGAGCAGACCCGUGGCUAAAACAGUGAUAAAUGUAAACAGUAAUUAACUUUAUUUUUAUUUAUAUGCAAU